Molecule: messenger RNA, 3061 nt
Organism: Puntigrus tetrazona (Sumatra barb)
Lineage: Eukaryota; Metazoa; Chordata; Actinopteri; Cypriniformes; Cyprinidae
Gene: agfg2
Product: ArfGAP with FG repeats 2
Exons: 14
Coding region: 565-1986 (473 amino acids)
Molecular function (GO): GTPase activator activity
Source: RefSeq, a predicted model, not a curated record
GCUGGGUAACACAAAUAAGCGCAAAAUAAUGAUCGGCACGCAGCCAUCACAAACAAAAUAUUGUUAAGCAGAUUAGUCCCCACUUAUCCCGCCGCGUUCAUGCGCGCUUUCCAGAGGCGCGGAGUUACCUCCUUCGUCCUCGUCUUGCUUUCCGUUCGCGAUCUCCCCGGAAUCGGCGAGAGGAAAGACGGGUGCGCAACAGCGGAGUCGGAACGGUUCGAUACCGCGCGAACGGAGAGGAAUCAGCGGAGCGCGGAAGAAUAAUGAUCCCGGAUUUUCUUUGCGCCCAGAGGAGAAAACCGCAGCGAUGAAUAAAUAAACAGGGCGGUUGUAAAACUCCGCGCGGAUCGGCCAGUCGUGACCACGGGAGGCUACGCAUGCACGAUCGUUUCGUGUCGAUACGAGUCAGCGCGUGAGAAGACCUCCAGACGCAUAGGCGCUCUCAGAAUGCGGGCGUGAGAAAACGCAUAGGCUACUACUACGGCGGGGGAAUUAAAGUGCAGCGGCGGGCGAGGAAACGUCUUGAGGGCCAGGGGGUGUGUGCGACUGCAGGACACCACCAGCAUGUCGAACCGAAAGCACCGGGACAACCAGGAGAUAUGCGCCCGCAAGGUCCGAGAGCUCGCCCAGACGGGAGUGAACAAGCACUGCUUCGAGUGCAGCCAGCCCGGGGUGACUUACAUCGAUAUCACCGUGGGCUGCUUCGUGUGCACGUCGUGCUCCGGAAUGCUGAGAGGGCUCAACCCACCCCACAGAGUUAAGUCUAUUUCCAUGACAACCUUCUCCCAACAGGAAGUGGAGUUUCUGCAAAACCAUGGCAACGAGGUAGGAAGAAGGACCUGGCUCUGCAUAUUUGACCCCAAAACAGAUGGCUGUUUUGACGCACGUGACACACAGAAGCUGAAAGAGUUCUUGCAGGACAAAUAUGAGAGAAAGAAAUGGCAUUUCUGUAAAAGUAAGAUCCGCAGGGAUGUGAAUGAGUCACCAUGGGCUCCAGGGGUUCAGGCCGUUCCAGCUCCACACGGACCCGCUCAGAACCAGCCUCCUCCCGGACAUCCUCUGAACCCCACAGCCCGGCCCACCCGUACGCUGUCCCAGUCCCAGUUGUCAAUAUGGGACAGAGCUCCUGCUGUCUCCCCAGCUGAUAGCCGUACUGAGGUGUUCACUGCCAGGCCAACUCGCUCACAGAGCUUCAGAGAUCAUCCCAUUAAAGACACGUUGUUAAGUGGUAUGGAGAGACAGAGGCCAGGAACAAUUUCUUCUGGAAUGGGACACCAGAAUCAUCCCUCCUCAUUUCCAGCCCUUCCACGCCCUUCAGCAAGUAGCACUUUCAAAAACAGCUUUACUUUAGGUCGCACUCUGUCAACUGGGGGUGGAGCUCCAUUUAGAGCUUUCCCUAAAUCGCUGAGUUUGGAUUUUGGGGGUCUAAGCCACGCCCACAACACCCUAAGUUCUGCUGCCCCGCCCCCUGUCACUCAGGAUAAGUAUGCAGCCUUAUCACAGCUUGAUAAAGUGUUCUCAGACAGCACACCUAUCACAGCCAUUACAACAGCUCCCUCUGAUGGACCGCCUCAGUAUAGCACCCUUUUUAGUAACAGACUAUCCUCCAGUUCCACCCCUGCAAGCUCCCCAGGCGUUCCAGAGACCACUUCUGGAUCUCAGACGUUUGCAAAUUUCCCAAACCCUUUCAACUCUACAGCCGGUUGCGCCCAGCCCGUUCUGUCUCCCAGUAACCCCUUCAAAAGCACAGCCUCAGAUGAUGCCUCCUCCUCCUCCUCAGUCGUCUUUCCUCAGUCUGUCUCUUUUCCUGCACCCACCACCCAAAGUGCUUUUUCUCACCAACAGUCUAGUAACCAGGAAGCAAACGGUUUCAACUCAUUUCCUGCCCCCGAGUCUGUCCCUAAAGUCCCACGACCAAUGUCUGUCAACCCUUUCACUGGGAAUGUUUACCCGAGCAGAGGAGCAUCACUGAACCCUUUCAUCUGAACAACCUCGGCCAUGGAGAAAGAAGAGAGCGGAGUGGAGCUUGUUUACCUUGCCAUACAUACAGAAAACACCCAACACUUCUGCGUGUGUCUUCAUGUAUGUUUAAAGGUGUGUGUGUGUGUGUGUGUGUGUGUUAGCAGAUAUUGUACAUGUAUCUAUUUGUACAUGCUUUGUUGUAUGUGCGCGCGCGAGUGUGUUUGUACGUGCCCUUUUGUACCAGAUGCUAUAAAUUAAGCUUUGUGUGUGUGUGUGUUUGCGUGGGUUCUGCCCAAAAUCAGAGGAACCUUCUGAUAACAGAAGAACUUCGAUGAAAGGUGUUUAUGAGAGCCGCAAACACACACACAAGCUGCUGCUUUGAUCUUUCCACACAGUAGAACUUCUCGUGCCAAUAUUGCCCUAACCUGAGUGCCCACUUAUUUCACUCAGUCACUGAGGUCGACACAUUACAAUAAAACAGUAGCUUCAGAUCAUCUCAGUAAUGCAUUUCUCCUCAGUGCAGAUUUGGUUUAAUUGAUUCGGAUGCAUGUGAAAAAGACGGCAUUAACAAAACAGGCGUUUCCUUCACUCUUCUGUCUGUGUACGUAUGCCGGGCUCAUUUCUAUUUAUUUUGACGUCAGCGUUUCAUUCAAAACGUUAAUAAGUAUUUGUGUGUGCAUUGUCGAACUGCAUGCGCUUCUCAAGCUGAGCAGGGAGCUGCUGAAUGUACUGCAGUUUCAGAUAUAAUGAGGGAAAAAAAGUUUCUUGUAUGGACCAAAAAUUGUCUAAUAUCGUCAAGUUUUCUGUAUAACGUAGAGACGGUUUCUUUUGCUAAAAGGAUUCAUAUAGAAUGUCUUUGUAUCGAGAUGUAUCCAUAUGCAUAAAGCUAUCCAUAACUGUUGUGUCAAUGUGUAUUGUCUGUGUGAUGCAAAUCCAACUGAAUUUGCUGCUUUUGGAAUUUCAUGCAAUAUCUUUUUACGACAGCAUCAUUUAUAUUUUUCUGUGAAGAUCAUUAUUGCAUUUCGAAUGUAUUUGCACUCUAUGAUCAUUAGGGCUUACAACUGAAAAUUAAAAUGAAAAGUAUCAAUUUCACCUCUCA